This is a messenger RNA of Zingiber officinale, 2422 nucleotides long. RefSeq lists its product as uncharacterized. Bases 299 to 2266 code for a protein of 655 amino acids. NCBI's taxonomy places the organism in Eukaryota, Viridiplantae, Streptophyta, Magnoliopsida, Zingiberales, Zingiberaceae. The record is from RefSeq and is a predicted model, not a curated record. The transcript is spliced from 12 exons.
CAAAAGCCCUAAACGCCUCGACGUUUUCCCCUUCCGCAAGAAACAGAGACCCAGACGAGUAAAUUUACGCCAUCCACCGGGAGUCAUCGCAUUCUCCGUAGGUUCUCGCGUACAUCGAUUUCUACCGCAAGCUCCCAACUCUGCAGAGGUCGAUCGUGUGGUUCGCGUCGGCGCCGCUGUCGGAGGCGAUUGGAGACGAGGCGAACUUGUGGAAGCAAAGUUGAAAUCAAACAAAUUGACAAGAAAUAACUUAUCAUUGUCUGUCUAUUUGCAUCCACUUAUAUCUGUUCUAAUCCAAAUGGAGAAACUGAAUAAUUGCAAUGUUCUAGUUGUUUGGAGAGGCAUGGAGUUGAGUGUGGAUGUUAACUCAAACUCUAAUGUGAAGGAGUUUGGUCAGAAGCUUCAGGAAUUGACUCAUGUCAAACCUGACACCAUGAGAUUUUUUGUUCCACAAACUAAUAACAAGGGAUCAAGGAUGCUUAGUCCAUUUUCUGAUGCUCAUUCCAUGUUAAGCUUGCAAGAAGGUGCUAUUCUUCAGGGAAAACCAAUCCGGAUGAUGGGUGUUUUAAAAGAUGAGAUUGAUGAUGUUUCUCAAAAUAGUAAAAAUGACCUAAGGAUAGUUGGGUUCGAUGAAGAAGAAAAGCGAUUGAAACAAAGAGCAACUUAUAGGCCUCAAUCUUCUCUAAAACUUCCUCAGGGAAGCUACAUUUUCUGUGAAUUUCGGACACUCCAAAUUCCAGGAAUACAGUUAACUCCACCACCUUCUGAGGCAUUGAAAAGAAUGCACAUGCUUGCCUGUGAUCGUGGGAUUAUUGCCAUCAUGAAUAAGCAUCGAUGGCGGGUCGGUAUUAUGACUGAAAUGGCACCAGAAGGAUAUGUAGGAAUAAGUCCAGAAUGCAUUCUAGGUUUUAACAAGAAUCACGGGGAAGAAAUAUCCCUUAGACUACGUACAGAUGAUCUCAAAGGAUUUAGGAAAUAUGAAAGCAUAAAAAAAACACUGCUACAUGAACUUGCCCACAUGGUGUACUCAGAACAUGAUUCCAAAUUCUUUGCUCUAAACAAGCAGUUGAAUGAAGAAGCUGCUAAUCUAGAUUGGACAAAAUCAACCAGCCACACAUUGAGUGGUAGAAUAUACACUGACAACUAUGAAGAAGAUGCUUAUAUCAAUGCAAGUAGAGAGAGUAUUGGCCAAAAACUUGGAGGAGCAAUGAAUUCAUUUGCGUCUGUUCGUGCAUCGUCUGUUGCAGCAGCCUACAACCGUCUUGUAAAUGUUUCAGCCAAGGAGCCCCUUCUUGAUGACAAUAAGUUUGUGGGAAAUCAAGUUAGUUUUGAUUCUGAACCUGACCCAGAUGAUAUGGUGACUUCGUUUGGAAAUGCUUCCAUUCUUGAAAUGGUGAAAAACACCAAGGCAUCAUCUUCUAAGUCAUACACAGCUGUGCAUGAUGAGCCUGAUCACGAUGAUUCCUUAAAUAAUGAGAAUGUGCUUGAGCCUGAUCCAGAUGAUGCUCCCACUAUCAGCGUUCUGACUAAUGAGAGCAAAACUGUUCCUGUAGAUAUUGCAGCAACAGAGAAUGAACAUAAUCCUGAUAACAACCUAUCUGUUGAUGCUGUUAAAACUAUCAUGAGGCAUGAUACUGGUAUCGUGUCAAGCAAGUUAGAUACACAGCAGCAAAGAAAUUUGGAACUUGGUCCUGACGAGUUGACGAGUAGCAGAAUAAUCCUGGAUGUACAAAUGGAAGAAUUAAAUCUCACAAAACUCCAUGGAGAGCCUGAUCCGGAUGAAUCCACCAAAGACAUGCUUUCAGAAGCCCAGGAGAGGUUCCAACAAAGUUCUGAAACUUCACCAGUUGCAGAUGACUCGAUGAAAGUUGAUGAUGCCUAUGGUUUCGACAGUCAAGAGGUACAGAGAAUUGAAGAACCUGCUGCUAUUUUUUGUUCACGCCUCCAGAAGGUCAUUGAUAUUCUAAAAUCAGAGGCAGCGCCUUCACAAGCUGCCACAGCUCUUCAGACACUUUUCAAGAUCAUCAGGAAUGUGAUAGAACACCCAGGGGAGAUCAAAUUUAGAAGACUAAGAAAGGCCAAUCCUCAGUUCCAAAGGAAUGUGGCAAAUUAUAAAGCUGCAAUGGAGAUUCUCGCAUUGGUAGGUUUCUGCGAAGAUGUGAUUUCUGAUGAAAUUGGGAUGGUGGAAACGUUUUUGGUGUUGAAAAGAAAUGAUCCCGGUUUAUUGUGGCUUGCAAAAUCUUCUCUGGAGCUGUCUAUAGCUUAGUGCAGGUAUCAACAUCAUAUCUGUCAUCAGUGUACAUUAUACAUCCAUGUAUGUUGUAGCUCCUGCUUUAUUUUUAGCGACAACUUUCAUAUAUCUUUUAAAAAGUAAAUUCUGAAGAGUAUGGAUUUGUAAUAAAGUUGAUACCUUUUGUCUCAA